Pecten maximus is the source of this 8151-nucleotide messenger RNA. RefSeq names its product spectrin alpha chain-like. Gene Ontology annotation, molecular function: calcium ion binding; actin filament binding. Gene Ontology annotation, biological process: actin cytoskeleton organization. Gene Ontology annotation, cellular component: plasma membrane; cell junction; cortical actin cytoskeleton. NCBI's taxonomy places the organism in Eukaryota, Metazoa, Mollusca, Bivalvia, Pectinida, Pectinidae. The record is from RefSeq and is a predicted model, not a curated record. Bases 142 to 7488 code for a protein of 2448 amino acids. The transcript has 56 exons.
AUCGGAUGUUUGUAAUAUUUACACCGAUCUUCAAACCUGUUACCUUACAUCCGCCAUUAGUCUCUGAACUUGAUGAGUGACUUUCCCGACUGAAGCUGAUCAAAAAAUUGUUGCUGGGUGUUUAAACUUAGCGAAGACAAGAUGACGACGGAGGUUCAGCCUCGUGAGAUCCGGAUUCUAGAGACCGCUGAAGAUAUUCAGGGCCGGAGAGAGGAAGUUCUAUCUCGCUACACAAACUUUAAAGAUGCAUGCCAGGACAGGAGGAAGAAGCUGGAAGAUUCCCGCAGAUACCAGUACUUUAAACGGGAUGCUGACGAACUCGAAAGCUGGAUCUACGAAAAAUUACAGACCGCUUCUGAUGAGAGCUACAAAGAUCCAACCAACCUGCAGGCUAAGAUCCAGAAGCACCAGGCCUUUGAAGCUGAAGUUGUUGCCCAUGCCAACGCCAUUGUGGUUCUGGACAACACUGGUACAGAAAUGAUUGACCAGGAACACUUCGCCUCCGAAAUUAUCAGGGCACGCUUAGAUGAGCUCCACAGACUCUGGGAUCUGCUGAUGUCCAAGCUAUCGGAGAAAGGCCUGAAGCUGAAGCAGGCGCUGAGACUUGUCCAGUUUAUGAGGGAGUGUAAUGAAGUCAUGUUCUGGAUUAACGACAAAGAGGCUUUCGUAUCAUCUGAGGAAUUCGGACAAGAUCUUGAACAUGUGGAAGUUCUACAAAAGAAGUUUGAUGAAUUUCAAAAGGAUUUACAAAAUCACGAAGAUAAGGUGACGGAGGUGAACACCCUGGCUGAACAACUCAUCACAGACGAACACCCGGAGGAGACUACUAUUAGAGCCCGCCAGGAGGAAAUAAAUGAAGCCUGGCAGAGACUGAAGCAACUAUCUCUUCUGAGACAAGAAAGAUUGUUUGGUGCCCAUGAAAUACAGCGAUUCAACAGGGAUGCGGAUGAAACUAUUGCUUGGAUUAUGGAGAAGGAUGUCAUCCUGUCAUCUGAUGACUAUGGCCGAGAUCUGGCUAGUGUACAGGCUCUACAGCGUAAACACGAGGGCGUGGAGCGUGACCUAGCCGCCCUGGAGGAGAAGGUGACAACACUGGGGAAUGAGUCGGAGAGACUGAUGGACAUUCACAAAGAUCAGGCCGGACAGAUCAGUAACAAACAGACGGAGAUUGUCGACAACUGGGAAAGACUCAAGAACAAGGGUUCAGAGAGGAAGGCACGUCUUGACGACUCCUACUACCUUCACCGUUUCCUGGCAGACUUUCGUGACCUCAUCUCAUGGGUACAUGACAUGAAAGCCAUUAUAUCUGCUGAUGACCUCGCCAAAGACGUAGCAGGGGCUGAGGCACUUGUUGAUCGCCAUCAUGAGCACAAGGGAGAGAUUGAUGCCCGAGAGGACAGCUUCAAGACAACAGCAGAGGCUGGCCAGAGACUGGUCAAUGCUGACCACUACGCUGCUGACGAAGUCAGAGAUAAACUUUCGGUGCUGUCCUCGGAGAAGUCUAGCCUGCACGAUCUGUGGGAGGAGCGCAAGAUUCUGUACGAACAAUGUAUGGACCUUCAACUCUUCUACAGGGACACCGAGCAUGCCGACGCCUGGAUGACAAAGCAAGAGGCUUUCCUGGCAAACGAGGAUCUUGGUGACUCGCUAGACAGUGUAGAGGCCCUCAUCAAGAAACAUGAAGACUUUGAGAAGUCCUUGGCUGCUCAGGAGGAAAAGAUCAAGCUGCUGGAUGACUUUGCCACCAAACUCAUCGAGAGCGAACACUAUGCCCAGGAUGAUGUUGCUGCAAGACGUGACCAGCUACUUACAAGGCGUACAGCUCUGUAUGAGGGAUCAGCCAAUCGCCGCCAGAUGUUGGAAGAGUCCUACAAACUGCAAACUUUCGAGAGAGAUUGUGAUGAAACCAAAGGCUGGAUCAACGAGAAACUAAAGACAGCUUCUGAUGAGAGCUACCUGGAUCCAACAAACUUGCAGACCAAAGUACAGAAACACCAGAACUUCGAAGCUGAGCUGGAUGCCAACAAAAAUCGGAUUGAGACCAUUCACCAGACAGGGGAGCAGCUGAUCGACGAGGAGCAUUAUGCCUCGGAAAACAUCAGAGAACGUAUUGAUGAAAUACAGAAGCUGUGGGAAAGUCUACUGUCGCAGACAGACAGGAAAGGUAACAAGCUGAAGGAGGCUAGCCAACAGCAGCAGUUUAUCAGGAACACAGAAGACAUUGAGUCGUGGCUUUGUGAAAUUGAGGGACAGCUCAUGUCAGAAGAUUUUGGCAAGCCGCUCCAUCGACAUGAUUUAACCAGCGUUCAGAACCUACAGAAGAAACAUGCCCUGUUGGAGGCUGAUGUCGCUGCUCACCAGGAUCGUAUUGAUGGCAUUGUGAUUCAAGCUGAUCAGUUUGUGGAAUCUGGACAUUUCGAUGCCGAGAACAUCAAGGCCAAGCAGAUACAAGUUGUACAGCGCUAUGAAACUCUCCAGGAACCAAUGCAUGAUCGUAAACAGAAACUGGAAGAUGCUCUCCACCUCCAACAGUUUCUCCGCGAUGUUGAGGAUGAAGAAGACUGGAUCAGGGAAAAGGAGCCAAUCGCGUCCUCUACCAACCGAGGUCGUGACUUAAUUGGAGUUCAAAACCUGCUCAAGAAACACCAAGCUCUACAGGCUGAGCUGGGAGGUCACGAGCCCCGCAUCAACAACGUGUGUCAUCAUGGUAAUGACAUGAUCAAGGACGGACAUUUCGCUGCCAAGGAAAUCAACCAGAAAAUUGAAGGCCUGCAGGACAAAUGGCAGCAACUGAAGGACAAAGCAUUCCAGAGAAAGCAGGAUCUGGAGGACUCCCUCCAAGCCCAGCAGUACUUCGCUGAUGCUAACGAAGCUGAAUCGUGGAUGAGGGAGAAGGAACCCCUUGCUGCAAACACCGACUACGGCAAGGAUGAAGACACAGCUGAGGCGCUCCUCAAAAAACAUGAGGCCUUCAUGGCUGAUCUAGAGGCAUACCGGUCUGUGGUGGAGGGUCUACAGGAGCAGUCUCAGGCCUGCAAGCAACAGGAAGCCCCUGUGGUGGACGACCUGGGUACAGAGAAGGUGAUGGCUCUGUAUGAUUACACUGAGAAGUCACCCCGAGAGGUUUCUAUGAAGAAGGGAGAUGUGCUUACUCUCCUAAACUGUGCCAAUAAGGAUUGGUGGAAGGUGGAGGUCAAUGACAGACAGGGAUUCGUACCUGCUGCCUACGUAAAGAAGCUUGACCCCAGUCUGUCGGCAAGUCGUAACAACCUGAUGGACGAGUUCACUAUAUCGGUCAGGCAAAACCAGAUAGAGACACAAUACGCCAAUCUGUUGGACCAAGGAAACCAGCGUCGUGAGAAACUCCAGGAGUCUUGUCGUGCCUACCAGCUGGUGCGUGAAGCUGCUGAACUGGCGUCGUGGAUCACUGAGAAAGAAAACAUGAUGGUUGGUGAUGAAGUCGGGGAGGACCUGGAACAGGUGGAGGAGAUGCAGAAGAAGUUUGAUGAUUACCAGAAGGAUUUGAAGCAGAAUGAAGCAAGACUCCAGGAACUGAACACAAUUGCUGACAAGUUGACGGCCAUGGGACGUACAGAGGCUGCAGAGAAGAUUCGGGAACAGAUCGCUACUCUGAACAACAGAUGGGAGAACCUUCAGGCAGUAACUGCAGUCAGGGCUGAGACCCUCGGGAGUGCCCACGAAGUCCAGAGAUACCACAGGGAUGUGGAUGAGACAAAGGACUGGAUCAAUGAGAAAGAUCAGGCCCUAAAUAACGAAAACUAUGGCCAUGACCUAGCUAGUGUACAGGCUCUGCAGCGUAAACACGAUGCCCUAGAGCGUGACUUAUCAGCUCUUGGAGAGAAGGUACGAGACUUAGAUGAAAGUGCCAAGCGUCUGAUGCAGACUCACCCUGACCAAGCAGAGCAGAUCUAUGAACACCAGACAGAAAUCAAUGAGCUGUGGAACACACUUACUGCCAAGGCUGAUGCUAGAAAAUCUAAGUUACUGGACAGCUAUGACCUCCAAAGGUUCCUAAGUGACUACAGAGACCUGACCUCAUGGAUCAACAGUAUGAUGUCGUUGGUGUCAUCAGACGAGCUUGCCAAGGAUGUGACUGGGGCGGAAGCCUUACUGGAGCGCCAUCAGAUGUUCAGCUCAGAGAUUGUCAGCCAUUACGGUAUCACGCAGCUGCCGACAGAGGAGGAGAUUGAGGAGGAGCUGGAACACCGUACAGAGAUUGAUGCUCGCUCGGGAACCUUCCAGGCGUUUGAGGUGUUUGGACAGAACCUUCUACACAACGAGCACUAUGCUAGUGAGGAUGUGUCCGGGAAACUGGAGGAGUUGGCCAAGGCUCGUGAGGAACUGGAACAAGCGUGGAUUGCGCGGCGGAUGAAGCUUGACCAGUGCCUCGAAUUACAGCUGUUUUAUCGUGACUGUGAGCAGGCAGAGACAUGGAUGCACUCUCGUGAAGCGUUCCUCUCGGGUGACGCUGUUGACGGUGACAAUGUGGAAACACUUAUCAAGAAACAUGAGGACUUUGACAGGGCCAUCAGUAGCCAGCAAGAGAAAAUCCAGGCACUACAAUUGUUUGCUGACCAGUUGAUCGGCGGAGAGCACUACGAUAGUAGCGCCAUUGCUGACAAGCGCGAUCAAGUGUUGGACCGCUGGACCAAUCUCAAGGAUGCCCUUAUUGAUAACCGCUCCAAGCUGGGCGAAGCACAGACCCUACAACAGUUUUCUCGGGAUGCCGAUGAAAUGGAAAAUUGGCUCCAGGAGAAACUACAGAUUGCCAUGGAUGAGUCUUACAAAGACCCUACCAACAUACAGAGUAAACACCAGAAGCACCAGGCAUUUGAGGCAGAGUUGGCUGCCAAUGCUGACCGACUACAAGCACUACUUGGCACUGGUCAAGCUUUGAUUGACCAGAAGCAGUGUGCUGGGUCGGAGGAUGCUGUCCAGGCCAGACUUGAGAGCCUCGCCUCACAGUGGGAGACACUAGUUGCCAAAUCUGCUGAGAAGAGUGACAAGCUGAAGGAGGCUAAUCGUCAACAGACCUACAACGCUGGUGUCAAGGACAUGGAGUUCUGGCUUGGCGAGGUAGAACAGAUGCUAGGCUCUGAAGAGUACGGAAAAGACCUGUCCUCUGUGCAGAACUUGCUGAAGAAACACCAACUUUUGGAGGCUGACAUCGCAGCUCAUGAGGAUCGUAUUAAAGACCUAAACACACAAGCUGACCAAUUCUGUGAUGCUGGAGUCUGGGACGCGGAGAGCAUUGAGACCAGGAAGAGAACUAUCAACGAACGAUACGACAAAAUCAAAGAACUAGCAAUUGUGAGGAGGACACGCCUGAAUGAAGCCAACACCAUGCACCAGUUCCUGCGUGACAUUGAUGACGAGGAAGCUUGGAUCAAGGAAAAGAAACUGCUGGUUGGCUCCGAUGACUAUGGACGUGACCUGACCAGUGUACAGAAUCUACGCAAGAAACACAAGCGUCUGGAUGCUGAGUUGGCUACCCACGAGCCUGCCAUACAGGCUGUUCAAGACACUGGAGCCAAGCUGAUUGAGGAAUCAGACAUCAACACAGCCGACAUUAAGGACCGUCUGCAGCAACUACAGGACAGCUGGGAGGAGCUCAAGUCCAUGGCAUCUAACCGUGGACAGAAGCUGGAGGAGUCUUAUGCCUUCCAGCAAUUCUCUGCUAGUGUGGAAGAGGAGGAGGCAUGGAUCGCAGAGAAACAACACCUCCUGUCUGGUGGUGACCACGGUGACACCAUGGCAACUGUGCAGGGUCUAUUGAAGAAGCAUGAAGUGUUUGAGACCGACUUCCAGAUACACAAAGAGAGAUGUGAGGAGAUCAAGAACGAGGGAGAGAAACGCAUCACUGAGGGUAACCACAAUGCUGAUAGUAUAGACCAGAGGAACAAAGGCCUACAGGAGAAGCUGGACGCCCUGGACGCAGCUGCAGCCCGACGUAAGGCUGGACUCAUUGACAACUCGGCCUUCUUACAGUUUAUGUGGAAGACUGAUGUCGUAGAGAGCUGGAUUGCUGACAAGGAGACCCAGGUUCGCUCCGACGACUACGGACGCGAUCUGUCUUCUGUGCAGACUCUCCUCACAAAACAGGAAACUUUCGACGCUGGACUGCAGGCCUUUGAGAAGGAAGGCAUCCAGACUAUUUCUGCUCUGAAGGAUCAGCUGAUUGCAGCUCAACAUGCUCAAACUGCUGCCAUAGAGAAACGUUACAAUGAUGUCAUCGACAGGUGGCAGAAGCUUCUGAAUGACUCGGAUGCACGUAAGCAGCGACUGUUGCGUCUCCAGGAGCAGUAUAGACAAAUAGAGGAUCUUUACCUCACUUUCGCGAAGAAGGCUUCAGCCUUCAACAGCUGGUUUGAGAAUGCAGAAGAAGAUCUCACUGACCCUGUUCGGUGUAACUCUGUGGAGGAAAUCAGGGCCCUACGUGAAGCCCAUGAUCAGUUCAAAGCUUCUCUGAGUGCUGCCCAGGCAGACAUCAACCAACUGGCCGCUCUGGAUAAGAGGAUCAAGAGCUUCAACGUGGGACCAAACCCGUACACAUGGUUUACCAUGGACGCACUGGAGGACACCUGGAAAAACCUACAGAAAAUUAUUAAGGAGAGGGAUGUAGACCUCAGUAAUGAACAGCAGCGCCAGGAGGAGAAUGACCAGCUCCGUAAACAGUUUGCCCAGGCUGCCAACGCCUUCCACUCGUGGCUUACAGAAACACGUCUUUGGCUACUGGACGGGGCAGCCAUGAUGGAAGGAUCUGGUACACUCGAGGACCAGUUGGAGGCCACCAAGAAAAAGGCAACAGAGGUGCGAGCACAGAAGGGCCAGCUGAAGAGGAUCGAGGACCUAGGUGCCUCAAUGGAAGAGCGACUGAUCUUAGACAACAGAUACACAGAACACAGCACAGUAGGCCUUGCCCAGCAGUGGGACCAGCUUGACCAACUCGGCAUGAGAAUGCAACAUAACCUUGACCAGCAAAUCCAGGCCAGGAACAGAAGUGGAGUAUCUGAGGACGCUCUGAGGGAGUUCAGCAUGAUGUUUAAACACUUUGACAAGGACAAGUCUGGUAAGCUGGACCACCAGGAGUUCAAGUCUUGUCUGCGAGCCCUGGGGUACGAUCUUCCAGUCGUAGAAGAGGGGGAGGUAGAUCCAGAGUUCCAAGCCAUUCUGGAUAUGGUUGAUCCCAACAGAGAUGGCCAGGUUUCCCUACAAGAGUAUAUGGCGUUUAUGAUAAGUCGUGAGACAGAGAACGUCCAAUCUAGCUCGGAGGUAGAACAGGCCUUCCGAGCUCUAACAUCUGGGGACAAAGCUUAUAUCACAGCACAGGAGUUGUAUGCGAACCUGACAAAGGAGCAGGCUGACUACUGUAUAGCUAGAAUGAAGCCGUUCGUAGACAAGACAGGUCGCGAGGUUGUGGACAGUUAUGACUACGCAGACUUCACGCGCUCCAUGUUUGUGAAUUAAUAGGGCUGACUGUCACACAGAUCUGUAGAGCUGUUUUCUAACCACUACUUAACCUGGAUAGCUUUUCCCCAGUAUUGUGUAUUAGCCAAUCUUAUACCUAUAUAUGGUCACUUGCACUGCCACCAGAAGAAGUAACAGUCACUCGUGUUUUUUUCUGGAGAAAAAACAACAACAACAUACAAACAGUUUGUCACUGUUCCUUGGAAAACAUUGUGUUCAUCAUCAACAACUUUUUCUUUGUAGGUUGUGAAAUCUGAAGCUUGUUAUUUGUGUAGACGUGGAUUACUGCUGUUGUUUGUCCAGUGUUAAUACUAACCCAUGAUUUGGAUUAGUAUUGUAUUACCCGUCACUACAGAACACACUCCCUAACCAGGAGGUAUGAAAUCAGUGACUUCCACUCUCACACUCUUGCUCCAGGAAAUGUCUGUAAUAUUUUGACAUGCUGUUUUAAGAUUAUUUUCGCUUCAGCUUUCAGCACAAUUUUUUUUUAUCAAUUCAUUGCACAAGUAUUUUACAAAUACAGGAUUAUGCUUGCUUUAUAGAAUUAAGAGGGAAAUGUGAGACCAUCCAUUGUAGUUUGUUUGUGGGUAAGAUACAGCCUGCCGGUCUUGUCUGUUGUUAGAUCUGUCUUCAUAUUAAUAUAAUAAACCUUCCAUAGAUAAA